Molecule: messenger RNA, 3756 nt
Organism: Aricia agestis (brown argus)
Lineage: Eukaryota; Metazoa; Arthropoda; Insecta; Lepidoptera; Lycaenidae
Gene: sano
Exons: 6
Coding region: 260-2146 (628 amino acids)
Source: RefSeq, a predicted model, not a curated record
GCGAAGCGAGCGCGUGUCGCUACAAAGUUUCAUCCACAAACUUGUGUUUGUUUGAAUGUGUUUCGUGAUUUUGUUCACACACUUUAUGUGCUUGUGUUUGAGUUAUGUGUGUAUAAACUCUUUGGUUAUCCGAUUCCUCACUUCGUCAUAAAUAAGAUCACGCAGUGGCUGAAUCGAGUAAGAUCAAAGACGAGGAGUUGCAUCUUUUCGCGAUACUCUACCAUCACGUUUAAGCUUCUAUAAGAUGUGACAACCCACCAUGGCAGCCACUGAUGGCCAGAUCGUGGUAGCAGCAGCCCGGUGGUCCGAUGAAGGCCACUACCUCAGAGAGUUUGCGGUGAAGAAUCGUCUGCCAAAUGUCGCAAAGAUCAUUAAGGGGCAAUAUGGUGGGCUUGGAGUUCCAACGCUCCCGAGCCCAGGAUUGCAGAGUACAGUUCUACUUAUUUCUGCUGGAAAGCGAAAGAAGAUCAUUGCCCAAGCCAUAAAAUUGAAAGAAGGAAGACGUAUGGUCAGUGUAGGGCCAAGAAUCGCUAUACCCGAUUCAUACAAAGGCUAUUUUGAACUACUAAGCGAAGAAGGUAGAGCUGUGAGAUGUAUAGAAACGGUUAAUGAAUUGUCAAGGAGGAAACUUGAAGAUGGUUGCUUAGUCAGAGAACCAUUUAGAGUGAUAAGUGCUAAAAUUGAUUUAGAUGGUAAUAUAACAGCAGAUGGAACGAGAACCUUACCUGCUGGUGAAAUAAUCAUGCCAAGAGGUGAAACUUUUUUAGGUAAAAAUAAGUAUUUAAAGUGCACUGAUUCAAAAGGAGAUUUAGUUUUGUUAAGCUUAGAUCAAAGAGGCAAAUUCUCGGCUGUGGCAAAAGAAGAUAAUAUAAGUGGUGUUCAUACUGCGAAAACCUUACUAACUAAACGAUUACCUAUAACUGUAAGACUUGUACAUGGAACUCCACCAAGAGGACUCAAGAGCUCCAGUCAUUUUGUGCCCGAGCUAAGGCUUCUGUCUCUCUUUGAAGAAGACCAUGUGUUUGCAUUACCAUUGCAAAAAGAAGGAAACGCUUUAGUAGCAUUACCUCUGGCCGCUCCUCUUAAAAUGCUAAGAUGCAAAAAUGAAGAGCAGAUCAAAAACUUUAUGGAAUUCUCUAGACUAAUAGAGAAAUGUAAUCGACUUUUAGUGGAUGUUGUUGAUAGGAUCCACGUUUUAGAUGGAAAACUUGGUGAUCCUAAGAGAUUAUUAAGUGCGCCACUGCACGCUCCUCCUCUUAUUAAAACUGGUUAUUUCCUACGCAGAAGCGCUUCAUCUGAUACAGCAAAUCAUAAUAAAAAUUUGAAUCGCCAUAGUCAUAUUUACAGUAGUCACCGCGAUGAAGCCUCCAUUCCCGACGAAUACGAUGAAAUUGACCAAAUAUACGAUUAUGUUCGUGGUUUUGCUCCACUUCCCAAAAGCAUUAAAGCAUCGUACUGUAAUGAUAUUCCAAGGCACGAAUCUGCACCAUCAUCACCAGCCGCUACACCAAUUCAUAUGCCAUUAAUAAAGGAAAUCAAGCCAGAACCUCCUCCUAUUGAAACCAUUCCUACAAAGAAAGCCAUUAACAAAGAAAUAAACCAAAAAGCCGAAAAAAGGACUCGCAAGAGUACAGCGUCUAAAGAACCCCCGAUAACCAUUUACAAGGAAAAAUGUUCUGUAGCACCUGCGGCUAAUCUGCCUAAAUUGUAUAUUAAAAAUAACGCUAACAAUAAUAAGAGUAGAAUGCUUUUUAGCCAGAAAAGUACAUCUCCAACUAAAGAAACACCUAGUCCAGUAGCUAGUCCAGUUCGACCUUUAACUAAGGGUGAUUCUCCUCUCUUCAAUAUCAGAUACAAAAGUCUUUCAAAUAUUCAUCAAGCCAUGGAAUUAGAUGGGACCUUGGAUUCAAGUCAUUCUGGUGGUAGAACGUCUGGUGAUUCUGGAAAUGGUCCCAAAGUACCAGAGAAAAGAUCUAGGAGACUAACCAGACCUAAGUCGUUGACUAAUUUGGUAUGGGAACUCAAGGGUUGUCCUGUGGAAGCUAAUGAAAAACCAAAAUCUAGACUUAAAAAUGAAAACUAUAAGAAGAUAGGAAACAAAUUGUCACUGGGGUCUCAGAAGAGAGCUCCAACGUUGUAUCUUUAAUUUCUGGUCCAUGCUGUCGGGCUGCGAGAGCGGGACAACAGAAGUCGGAUCCUGAACGAGUCAACUUCGAAUUGUAUUCUAAUGUAGAAUUUAAUUUGAUCUCUUAUAUUAAUUUUAUUUAUAUGCCAUAUUAAUGUUCGGUGUUAGUAUAGAGCAUAAAGGACAAGUGUACUUCGCGCACCAUUCUUUCCGGCAGGCUGUGUUUAUUAAAGUAAAACAUGCAGGAUAAAGGAUGAAUUAAGGAAGUCAAACACGCUAGGCCGAAAAUACGCAACCGAACUUCCGAGGCCGAUUUUACGUUCCGACACAUUCGGCCGAUAUGACACACGAUAACAGCCGGAAUUUGUCCGAGUUUUCAGUGUAUCGACCGCCGCUGAAUUGACGUCGAAUCGCUGCCAAACUUACGCCCGACCGAAGUUCGGCUGUACGCUAUAACGCGACGUAAUUUCGGCAUGGUGUGUCAUCAGUAAUUUAAAAUACAUUGCAGGCGUAAUCAUGCCGAAUUUCGGGCUCGUAUUUUCGGCCUCGUGUGUUUAGACACUUAGGGCCGAUUUAUAUGCGUCCGCAGGACAUAGCGGUUUUCCCGCUACUUUUUCAUUGAUGCAAAAUACAAGAGAGCUAACAAUUAACAUGAUAUUCGACAAGUAACAUUAAUAAACGAUGAAAAUUUUUGUUUGAGCGCGUCAAAUAUGCAUAUUAUGCAUUGACGUGUGAUAUUCUGUACCUAAAGCCCCCAGUACACAAUGGCCCACGAUGGCCCACUGCAGGUUUUCGUGAACUAAAAAUAGGUAUAAUAAAUAAUCGUGAUUUAAAAAUAAAAAGCGACUACGAUAAUUUGGUGUUAAACACAAUGGCGCAUGCGGCAUAACUUACUAUUGCCUGGCAAUCCACUGGCCAUCGUCCGUCAUCAUACGCCAUUACCCCGUCUACACUAUGGCGAUGGCUUGUAGGGGGCCAGCAUGGACAAUAGUGAAGAGGCACCUUUAGAAUUCGUAGUUUUGAUUUUAUCACGAUCACAAAAAUUCUGGCUCUCUUUUUAUAGAAUAAAAAUUGUAAGAUUACGUGUAUAUCAUGUUUAUACAUAUUAAAAACUUACGCAAGCUUGUGGUUCACACUCUGUCUAUAAUUUCUAUUUAGUCUGAGACUGAUAAGCGUUUAUCACACAGCGUAGCAACUUUUUUAUACUGUGUGAUGUGCCUUAUAUGAUUAUUUGUUUUUCCAUAACAGCUAAAAACUAUAGUUUCGGUUAAUUCGCAUACAAUGCGUAUAAUAUCACCUUAGGCUACAUUUUUACUAACAAGUAAGUAGUAAGGUAUUUUCAAUAUUAUUAAGUAAUAUUAUGAAGAAAUGACAUUAUGUAAAAGGAACCAAUAAAUUUUAUCUUUAGUUUCUGAUUGUAAACCAAAAAUAGAGGUGCCUUACUAAGUAGAGAGUAGUUUCGAUCGCCACUGUCAAUUUUAGGUCUAUAGGCUUAGGAAAAACCAGUCACAAUUUAAGUAAUAUAGAGUAAGCUAACAAGUUUGAUAUGCAUUUAUUUUAGAUAUUAGACUGUUAAUGCAAGUUUUAGAUUAAUAAUAAUUAUAAUCUAAUUAAGACGCUCCCCCUGCGGA